Molecule: messenger RNA, 1251 nt
Organism: Chondrus crispus (carragheen)
Lineage: Eukaryota; Rhodophyta; Florideophyceae; Gigartinales; Gigartinaceae
Exons: 2
Coding region: 1-876 (291 amino acids)
Biological process (GO): cell redox homeostasis; cellular response to oxidative stress
Cellular component (GO): cytoplasm
Molecular function (GO): thioredoxin peroxidase activity
Source: RefSeq, a predicted model, not a curated record
AUGACCUGCGCGCCACCUCUCUCCUUCGCGUCCUCCUUCCUCCCGACCCUAUAUAAACCCACGCACCACGCCGCCCACUUGCACACUCGCAUCUUCUCAUCCCCACAGCUCCCUCGCCACCCCACCCCGUCCCGCAUCCUCACCGCCUCCGCCCGCACCUCACCCUCACCCUCCGCCUCCCCCGACCAACCUCUCAACAUGCCCACCGACGCCGCAGGCCCCCUGGCCACCGAACUCGCUGCCUUCGAGCAAUCGUUCCGCUCCAAGACCCCGCCCGAGAUGAUCAGCGCCAUCGACGCCUCGUCCGCCGCGCUCGCGGCCCGCUUCACCCCGACCCCGCCGUCGCUGGGCACCAAGGUCGAGUCGUUCUCGCUGCCCAACGCCAAGGGCGAGACCGUGUCGCUCGACUCGCUGCUCAGCAGCAGCACCGCCGUCGUCCUGACCUACUACCGCGGUAGCUGGUGCCCGUACUGCAACCUUGCCCUGAGGGCCCUCGCCAAGUCCGUCGAUGAGAUCAAGGCCCUCGGCGCUACCCUGGUCGCUCUCAGCCCGGAGACGCCCGACGAGAGUCUCACCACCAAGGAGAAGAACGAGAUCCCGUACGAGGUCCUCUCCGAUGAGGGGCUUGUCGUCGCAGGCAAGUUGGGCGUCGCGUUCACCGUCGGUGAUGACGUCAAGGAGAUCUAUGGCGGCUUUGGAAUCCACCUCGAUGAGAUGAACGGGAACAAGGGCGUCAGGAAGGCCAUGCUUCCGGCUCCGGCUACCAUUGUUCUCGACAAGGAAGGCAAGGUCAUCUAUACGUUUGCUGAUGUCAAUUACAGCAAGCGCGCGGAGCCUGCGGAUAUCAUUGCGGCGAUCAAGAAGAUCAAGGCGUAAUCUCUCGUAGGAAACAGGCCAUGGUUGAAAUAUCAUGUGGAAAUGAGCCAGACGCUCGUGACCAUGUCAGACUGGGGGUGUUUUGUUGCUUUUUCGUAAGAUCGUGAAGGAUCAUCAGUGCAUAGUUUUGACGCAAUGCCAAGGUAGUUUGGGUCGUCAUGUCGACAUCGCGCCAGCGUAUCAAGCUUUCGGUCUUACUAGUCCGUUUUCAGAAAUAAACAGUGUGUCGCUGCGAUGAGUGUCAAGUGCUUGCGGCUCAGUCGCUCUUCGAAAAGUAGACUGGAGAAAGUCCAGUUGUGACCCCUCUUCUUGACGACGAAGCAAUCUGUUUCGAUUCAUGGUGCCCAGAUCGGACGUAAAGAAAUAUAGACACCA